This is a messenger RNA of Brassica rapa (field mustard), 3621 nucleotides long. RefSeq names its product transcription factor RF2b-like. Gene Ontology annotation, biological process: regulation of DNA-templated transcription. NCBI's taxonomy places the organism in Eukaryota, Viridiplantae, Streptophyta, Magnoliopsida, Brassicales, Brassicaceae. The record is from RefSeq and is a predicted model, not a curated record. Gene Ontology annotation, cellular component: nucleus. Gene Ontology annotation, molecular function: DNA-binding transcription factor activity.
GAAGUGACAAAUACAUAAGGUUUAAACAAUUAAUUAAUUAUAACAUAUAAAUUAUAAAAUUAUUGUAUUUGAAAUAGUUAUAUAAAUAUUUAAGUAUAUGAUUAACAUUAAAAAUAUAUACCACUCAUGUUCUAAAACAAUAGUUUAUGUAUAGAAAAGUGAAAACAAACACCCGUGCGGUUGUACGGGUCAAAAUCUAGUGUAUUAUUACAACAAAUGGAAAUUUAGUUCAUAUAUUUUUAGGGAAUGUUUCCUUUCAAAAUCACCAGAUCUCGUUAAACAUUCUCAAUCUUGUGAUCAGUAACGGUUUUCUCAACUUAAAUUUAUUUAUUAGAUAAGAAAAAUAUUCAUAAAUACAUACAAAAUAAUAAAACAACAAAUUAUGUAAAUAAAAUGAUGAGAAAAGCGACCAAUAUAAUUCUUGCCAUCUUUAAAUCUUUGUCGCAUUAUGAACACUAAUUCUAUUUGUUGUAUUACAUCGUCUUUGUUCCAAUUUAGAUUUUAUAUAUAUAUUCUUCAGGUUUAGAAUCCAGGGCAUUUUCUUCAUUUUAUGGUUGAUCUUAAUUCGUAAUAUAACUUUUUGGCCAAAAAAGUUAGCGGUUAAUAUGCGCGGAUCACAUGUGCGGAGUCAAUGUCGCAACCCCCUACAAGUAGAAAAAUGCUUCCUCUGUUUCAUAAUAAAGUUUUUGCACAUGAAUUAAGAAAAUUGUUAAAUUUUCUAUUUUAACACUAUCUAAUAUAAUUUUUGUUUUGUUUUUUUAGUGAAUGAAUUAAAAAUAAGAAGAAAAAAACAGAAAAUUAUUUAAAAUAUGCAUUUCAAAUGUAAAAGGACGCUUAUAAUGAAAGAAAAUUUAGAAUCUAAAAUAACACUUAAUAUGAGAUGGAGAGAGUAUAUUUUUCGAGCGUUUCAUGGAGAUUUCGUUUUUUCGUUAACGUUUUCGUGGAGAUUCGGAGUUGCGGAGAGAUUGGUAGAAAACAAAAUUUUAACAUUGACGCUAACUAACUACCUCAAAUAUCAUAACAAAAUCUAUUACUUGUAAAUAGGGCUAGGCACGGAUUGAAUACUACCAUAAUUUUGAUUAUUUGUGAUUUGUUUCGUACUUAACGGAUAUCUAAUUUUCUGAUUUUAUUUGGUUUCAAAAAAAUACAGAUAUCCAGUUUUCCGGAUAUCCGAAAAAUUUACAGAUAUUAUUGAAUAUUUACGGAUAUUUAUGGACACAUCAUCCACUUUGUUCAGUACAAGCUAAAUCUAGAAAAAAACUAGAAGAAAUUGUUUUCAAAUAAUAUCUUUUACUUAAUACGGAGAAUGAAAUUAAAAAAGUAAACAUUAAUGAGACUAUAUGUUCCAUAAAAUUUUAAAAUUAUUUAAAAUCUUUUAUAAAACAUAAAUUGUAAUUUUAUAAGAAAAAUUAUUUUCCUUUCUUAAUUUAAUAAUCUUAAAAAUUAAUAAAAUUAUAUUUAAAUAAUAAUGAUAUUAAAUUAUACAUUAAAACUUCUAUAUUCAAUUAUAUAUAUAUAUAUAUAUAUAUAUUUGUAUAAAAAUCCGAGCGGAGUCGAUAUCCGAGUCUAAAAAUUUAGUAUUCGUGAUUUGCUUCGUUUUUAACGGAUAUUGAUUUUUAUUAUUUGCUUUGCUUCGAAAACUUAAGGAUAUCUGAAUUUUUCGUAUCAAAUUGAAACGAAUAACAAAUCGAAUAAAAAAAAUGUUUACCCCUACUUGCAAACUGAUUGGUACAAGGAAGAUGCUGCUCCGUAAUUGGUCUGACUUAAAUUAUCUGUAGCUAAUAGUCAACAAUUACAUCCUUUAAAACAAAUUACAUUCCUUUAAAAAGAUAUUACAUUCAUUUAAAAAGAAAUUGCAUUCCUUUUUUUUCCCAAAUACACUUAGCAGUGAAUGACACUUGUAAAGAACUUUAACUGUGAUGAUGACAAAAACAUAUGACCAUCACAAGAUUCCUAACUAGUCUCUUUUGUCUUUUUUUUCCUAUCUUUUCGGAAAUGAACAGAAACCGUAAAUAUAAAUACCUAGCUCGUGCAAGUAUCAUGCAACAAAAGCAUUUUCGAAAGCCAUAAACUAUUUGAGGUGAUCUCCUCUUCCUAGCUCUGGUAUAUUCUUUUUUUUUUGGUAAAACUCUGAUAUAUUCUUACUAAAUGUUUCAAUGGUUUUUUUCUUUCUCUAUAAACUCACGGAGUAGUCAGCCGUGAGUAGGCUCACGGAGUAGUCAGCCGUCGUCUGUCUUCUCAGGCCUGUUUAAUUCAGAUCAACUGCGUAAGAUUGCCGCCUCUGACGAUCUGAAAGAGAUGGCAGAAUCUGAUCCUAAGCAUCUCAAAAUAGCCUUGUCGAACCGGGAAUCAGCUGCACGUUCAAAGGCGAAGAAGGCGUUGCACGAGUCCGAGUUGGAAGACAAAGUCGAGACACUUGAGACUCAGAUUGAUAUAUUGACUGCCGAGCUCAAGCUUGAGAAGAGAGGAAGAAUGACGGCGGAUGACGAGUGCGUGCAAUUUAGGAUUCGUCUUCAUGCAGGGGAGGCGCAUGCACGACUUCGUGAAGACUUGAUCCAACAAUUGAAUGGAGAAGUUCGUCGGCUAAUAGAAGAGGCGAGUGUGCAGAGAGAAGAGAUGAGUAGGCUAAGAGAAGAGGUGAGCGAAUACCGGAGGAGGGAAAGUGAGAGAAUGAACGCAAACAUGUUGGAUCAACUCAAUAUCAACCAGCAGUUUCAAGAGAAGCCGCAGCAGACAAAUUAUAAUUUCGAAUGAAGAAUUGCAUCAUGAUGAUCAUGGAUCCAAGGAAGUGGCAGCUUUGGUAUCCAGGAUUGAUUGAAGUACUAUAAAUAUAUAUAUAGUUUAAAAAUAAAAGUUGUUUGAGUUUAUAUAUUAUAUGUGCAAGAGAGUCAUGCUAAGAUAUAAAAAAGAAUCAAUCCGAACUUCGGAAGGAUUUGAAAAGAGAUUCAGAGAAAUGUGAUCUCUAUGUAAUGUCUUUUCUCAUCCAGUUGAAUAAAAAAAAGGAAUCUGUUUUAUAAUGGGAAUUUGCACCCUUUUUUUUUUGUCGUCGGAAUUUGCAUUGUAUAACUAUAACAAAACUAUAAUUUGACAAAUAACCAUAUGAAACUCAUGGCUACAGUAUUGUGUAUAUAUUAUGUAAUAGUACAAUUCAUACCCUAACCAAUCUUAACCAUUCAUUUUUAUCUCUUUCUUCUUUCUUUGUUUUUUUUCCCCAUCUAUUUCAUUUGAACUGUACUUUUGUAUUAAUACAAUCAAAUCAAGAGAUUAUAUUGAAUAUAUAUAUAUAUACUAUAGCUUAAAAAAAUUCAAUCCGACAUAUGUUUUUUAUAAAAUCAAUAAAAUAAAAAUUUAACACAAAAGUUAAGUACUAUUCUAUAUCAAUAUUCUAGAAUAACACAUAUUUAUAUAUGUUUUUUAUAAAAUGAUGAUAAAUUAUGUACUUUUAAGUGAAACUAUGGUAUAUCAACGUCAUACAUGAUAUAAAUGUUUUUCCAAAAGAUAUAUAUUUUCGAAAAGAUAUAAUAUGUUUUUUAACAUUAGAUAUAAAAUGUUUUAAAUGAAUUUUUAUUUCAUUCUAUACUAUAUGAUCACUAAAUAUAGAAUAAUAUAUUAAACUUUCUC